UUCACUUCCUCCUUAUAACACUGCUCAUGAAGGUAGGGCUUCCACACCACUCCAGCGUCUCCAUCCACAUCCAGCAGUCACUCAGUUCAUCAGCAAUACAGAGAUCAUGGUGGUCCACAAGGAGUUCGAGACUGCAGGAAAACAGCCAGGCUUGCAGGUAUGGAGGGUGGAAAAGAUGGACCUGGUGCCAGUACCCAAGCAGCUCUAUGGAAACUUCUACAUCGGAGAUGCCUACAUCCUUCUCUACACCACUCCUGCUCCAUCCUACGCCAUCCACAUCUGGCUAGGGGGUGAGUGUUCCCAGGAUGAGAGUGGAGCUGCAGCAAUCUUUGCUACCCAAUUGGACGACUUCUUGGGUGGAAGUCCGGUUCAGUUCCGUGAGGUCCAGAACAAUGAGUCCCUCACCUUCCUUGGCUACUUCAAGUCCGGUGUUAAGUACAAGCAAGGUGGUGUGGCCUCUGGCUUUCAGCACGUGGUGACCAAUGACAUGGACGUGAAGCGAUUACUCCAUGUUAAAGGGCGGAGGGUGAUCCGUGCCACCGAGGUUCCUCUGUCAUGGACCAGCUUCAACCGUGGAGACUGUUUCAUCAUCGAUCUGGGCAAGGAAAUCUAUCAGUGGUGUGGCAGUGAGUGUAACCGAUUUGAACGUCUGAAAGCAUCUCAGGUGGCCAUGGACAUCCGCGAUAAUGAGCGUAAUGGUCGUUCCAAGCUGCAGAUGGUUGAGGAGGACUCGGAGCCGGAGGCCAUUACUGCUGUUCUUGGAUCCAAACCCAACAUACCCGCAGGAAGUGCUGAUGAUGAGGCUGUUGACAGAGCCAACAAGAAGGGCACUCUUUAUAUGGUUUCUGAUGCUUCAGGCUCCAUGAAGGCCUCUCUGGUGGCUGAGAGCAGCCCAUUCAAACAGGAGAUGCUUUCUCCCAGUGAAUGCUACAUCCUUGACAAUGGAGUUGAUGGCAAAAUCUUCUUGUGGAAAGGUCCGAAAGCCAACGAAGCUGAACGAAAGGCGUCUAUGAAUGCCGCACAGCAGUUUAUCAAAGACAAAAACUACCCUAAAAACACCCAGAUCCAGCUGUUGCCCGCUGGUGGGGAGACCACCCUGUUUAAACAGUUCUUCAGCAACUGGAAGGAUAAGGAUCAGACCACGGGCCCAGGGAAGGCCUACACUAUUGGGAAAAUCGCCAGAGUGGAGCAGGUCCCCUUUGACGCAUCCAGUCUGCACUCCAAUAAAGCCAUGGCUGCUCAACACGGCAUGGUGGACGAUGGCUCGGGCAAGGUGCAGGUGUGGCGUGUUGAAGGUAGUGACAAGGUUCCUGUAGACCCCUCCACCUAUGGUCACUUCUAUGGAGGAGACUGCUAUCUGAUCCUCUACAGCUACAAACAGGGAGCCAGAGAGCAGCAUAUCAUCUACACCUGGCAGGGGCUGAAGUGCACGCAGGAUGAGUUGGCCGCCUCUGCCUUUUUAACAGUCAAAUUGGACGACUCCAUGGGAGGAUCUCCCGUGCAGGUGCGUGUCACUCAAGGCCAGGAACCGCCCCAUUUGAUGAGCCUGUUUAAGGGCAAACCGCUGAUCAUCUUCUUGGGCGGGACUUCCCGAAAAGGCGGGCAGAGCAGUACAGGAAGUACACGUCUCUUCCAUAUUCGUCAAAGCUCCACCCGUGCUACACGUGCUGUUGAGGUGAAGCCCUCUGCUGCAAAUCUGAACACCAACGAUGUGUUUGUGCUGAAGACUCCAGACGCCAUGUUCCUGUGGAAAGGAGUCGGGGCCACGGAUGAGGAGCUGUCUGCUGCCAAACACGUCUGCAGCUUCCUGGGUGGCAGUGCUACUGAAGUGGCUGAGGGGAAAGAACCAGCGGGGUUCUGGUCUGCUCUUGGUGGAAAGAAGGACUAUCAGACCUCCAGCAGUCUGCAGAAGACAGUUAAACCACCUCGCCUGUUUGGCUGCUCCAACAAAACCGGCCGUCUCAUAGUAGAGGAAGUGCCAGGAGAGUUCACUCAGGUUGAUUUGGCCACAGAUGAUGUCAUGCUUCUGGAUACCUGGCACCAGAUCUUUGUCUGGAUUGGUAACGAUGCCAACGAAGUGGAGAAGAGCGGCUCAGAUAAAAUAGCUAAAGACUAUGUGAACUCAGACCCCUCUGGCCGUCAUGGCACCCCCAUCAGCAUCAUUAAGCAGGGCUUUGAGCCACCCACUUUCACUGGCUGGUUCCAGGCCUGGGAUACUAAAAUGUGGGACAAAGACCCUCUGGAACAUAUCCGUACCUGUUUCUGAACACACUCACAGUUUGCACGGCUUGCUGCUGUCUGCCAUAAGACAAGCCUGCUAUCUGAGAGAGCUAUAGAUUAACAGCAAAAAACAAUGCUAUGCACUAGUCACUAUAUACACUGUCAUGUCGUUUUACAUGAAAUAUUUGCUUUUGGCUUAUUUUUUAAAUACAGGAAGUUUUAAACAUACAGUUAAAAUAUAUAUGUUUUGGCUAAAUAUAUUCUAAAACUAAAUGUAAGAACUUAACCAAUGUGUUCUCUAUCUGGCAUGUAAAUGUGGCCUUCAUAAUUAUAGGCAUUCAAAGUGAAAUAUUUAAAAAUGAAACCUCUGAAAAUUGUAACAUCUCAAAAUGUUAAUUUACACCUACCAGUCAUUUUCUACAAAUGCAGAACAAAUAUUGAAAUAUGCUGGUUCAUAAUAAAAAGUGCACCUUGAAACAAUGGCUAAUGUC
Molecule: messenger RNA, 2711 nt
Organism: Ictalurus furcatus (blue catfish)
Lineage: Eukaryota; Metazoa; Chordata; Actinopteri; Siluriformes; Ictaluridae
Gene: scinla
Product: scinderin like a
Exons: 17
Coding region: 107-2266 (719 amino acids)
Biological process (GO): actin polymerization or depolymerization; actin filament severing; barbed-end actin filament capping
Cellular component (GO): cytoplasm; actin cytoskeleton
Molecular function (GO): phosphatidylinositol-4,5-bisphosphate binding; actin filament binding
Source: RefSeq, a predicted model, not a curated record